CACUGAGUGUCAAGCUGCAGAUAUCAACAACUUUCACAGCAGUAGAGAAGUAAAAUCGUGGAGAGAGUGUUUCGCACCUAACAAGUUCCAGGUAGAGGAGAAAAUUAAUAUCACAAACAUGGAUUUUGCUCUGAUCAAGAUAUUCUUGAUAGUCAUGGGUUUCAUUGUGGGGAUCUUAUCAAUGGCUUUUCUCACAAUAUACUACCGAUGCCCUUCACUAUUGAUCAAGAUAGCGAUAAGGUUCAAACGCUGGCAGACCAGGGUGGAGGUAAAAUAUGCCACCUUCAAGGACUACCGGUUUUGUUACUUCUGCCGUGGGAAGCCUGGAUCACAACCAGUCAUGCUGAUGCUUCAUGGGUUCUCCAUCAACAAAGACAUGUGGUUAGGCACAGUUGAACUCUUUCCCAAGGAUCUCCACAUCAUCUGCCUGGACAUGCCUGGUCAUGGCGAAACCAUUUGUUUGCAGGGAGAGAGCUACACAACAGAUGCUCAGGUGGAAAGGUUACACCAGUUUGUUGAGUGCACUGGUCUGAAGCAAAAGCCUUUCCACCUGGUUGGCCUGUCCUUGGGUGGAAUGAUUGCUGGCGUUUAUGCUGCUCGGUAUCCAUCUGAGGUCUGCUGCUUAUCCUUCAUGUGCCCAUCAGGUCUGCCCACAGAUACCGAGGUUGUCAAGCAAUUGAAGGAACUGCGUAAGACAAAGGGCUUGAGCAAGGUUCCUCUCCUUCCUUUGACUGUGAAGGAGGCAGAAGAAACCAUGGCACUCUCCCUAUACCAUGUGCCCAAAAAUGUAAACAGACAGCUCAUACAGGGAUUUCUGGACUAUCAGAAUCCACAUUACGCAAUCUUAAAAAAAUGUAAGUGCAACAGUGACAAAAAAAGGCUUCUAGUGAGAUAACUCCAAAUAUGGAAUUGCAGCCAGUCACAGCUCCUUGACUUGUAU
Lacerta agilis (Sand lizard) is the source of this 940-nucleotide messenger RNA. RefSeq names its product monoacylglycerol lipase ABHD6-like. Lineage: Eukaryota; Metazoa; Chordata; Lepidosauria; Squamata; Lacertidae. The coding region runs from base 119 to 895 and encodes 258 amino acids. The record is from RefSeq and is a predicted model, not a curated record. The transcript has 7 exons.